This is a messenger RNA of Sitophilus oryzae (rice weevil), 1853 nucleotides long. It is a transcript of the gene Rab14, whose product is annotated as ras-related protein Rab-14. The record is from RefSeq and is a predicted model, not a curated record. Bases 162 to 809 code for a protein of 215 amino acids. The transcript has 4 exons. Gene Ontology annotation, molecular function: GTP binding; GTPase activity. NCBI's taxonomy places the organism in Eukaryota, Metazoa, Arthropoda, Insecta, Coleoptera, Curculionidae. Gene Ontology annotation, cellular component: recycling endosome; phagocytic vesicle; trans-Golgi network. Gene Ontology annotation, biological process: Golgi to endosome transport; phagosome maturation; endocytic recycling.
AAAUUAUCGGCUGUAUUUUGACAUUUUGACGUUCCUGUUUGUGAUUUUUUAUUGUGAUGAUCACCCACCUAUAAUUAUUGGUUUAAAAAUUAAGAAAACGGAAAAACUCCUUAAUUAAUGAAAUUUUCGAGGAUCUAACAAGUUAUUAUUAAAACACAAAUAUGUCUACGGGACCCUACAAUUACUCUUACAUCUUUAAAUAUAUCAUUAUCGGUGAUAUGGGAGUGGGCAAAUCCUGCUUACUUCAUCAAUUUACUGAGAAAAAGUUUAUGGCAGAUUGUCCACACACUAUCGGUGUAGAGUUUGGUACAAGAAUUAUCGAAGUUUCAGGACAAAAAAUCAAAUUACAGAUCUGGGAUACUGCCGGUCAGGAACGGUUUAGAGCGGUAACUAGAUCGUAUUAUAGAGGCGCCGCUGGGGCUCUUAUGGUUUAUGAUAUAACCAGAAGAUCCACCUAUAAUCAUCUGAGUAGUUGGCUGACUGACACCAGAAACUUAACCAAUCCUAGCACAGUAAUUUUUCUUAUUGGAAACAAAUGUGACCUUGAAGGUCAGCGAGACGUUACCUAUGAGGAAGCUAGCAAAUUUGCAGAAGAGAAUGGUUUAUUGUUUGUUGAGGCUAGUGCAAAAACUGGUGAUAAUGUCGAAGAAGCCUUUUUAGAAACAGCAAAGAAAAUUUACCAGAGUAUUCAAGAUGGACGAUUAGAUUUGAAUGCAGCUGAAUCAGGAGUACAACACAAACCAUCUCAACCAGGUCGUAAUAAUUUGUCCAACGACCAGCAAGCCAACAAAGAUAACUGCGCUUGCUAGUUAUUUAGAACAGUUUGCAAACAAAUUCUGUUCUUUAAGCUAACUUUUUUAUUUACAAAAAUAAAUGAACUCAUAUUUAUUGAUUCCUUUCAGUUGAUAUAUACAUUAAAUGUUGAAAAUAGAGAUUAUAUUUGUAAAAUUGUGUACAUCUCUUUUAAAGUUAUUAAAUUUGUUCAAUUACUAAUCAGAGAAGUACAUUUAACAUGAGAAUUUUUAUCAAGAAGUUUCUUUUUGGAAAUAUUGAUAUACACAAUUUUAUCUGUUUAUGUAAAGAGUUAAUGUAUUAAAAUAUUCUCAUUAUGGAUUAACUAUAAUGUAUUGGAAUCAAGGAACAAUAUUGUAGGAAUAUAUAUACAUAUACUAUUUUUUAAGGAAAUACAUAAAUAUUUUUUUUAUUUUAAUUAUAUGCACUUACCUUUAUUAUUUAUCUUUAUCGUUUAAAGCCCUGUCUACACAUGACGUUUUACCUGUCAGUUAAAACGGAAAACCGAUUAGAGAACUGUCAGCAGUUCUUUAGGCGGUCUUCUGUCUUAGCCCCUUCUAGGUAAGACGGAUUAAAGACUAGCAUAUACACUGAAAGUUUUGCUGCGGUUUUUAUCAAUUAUAUUAUCAUUGUUUUUAGUGAAAUUGAACAAAAAACAUGGAAUUUUAAUACAAAAAGUGUAUGGUUUAAAUUUCAUUUGUAAACAUGCAAAGCUAAUUGUGAAAAUAAUAAUAAUAAAAGGCUUUUAUUUUUAGCUCGGGGAAGGCCUUUUAUUAUUUAUUAUUUUCACAAUUUAGCUUUGCACAGUGGCGGAUACCAUGGGACCAAACCCCCCCCCCUAAAAUCUAUAAAUUGGGUUAAAACCAAACCUUAAAAUAAAUUCCUGUAUCCGCCCCUGACUUUGCAGUUUUACAAAUGAAAUUUAAACUGUACUACACCUUUACAGCGCUUUCAGAUGGAUCGGAGCGUCCGCGCGGACCGUCCGCGAGUUUCAUGAGUUUAAAUGUACAAUUUCACAUGGGUCGCGUAUGCUCCGUCCAGAUGAUUUCGUCUGACAGCUA